CAUGUGGGCGGGGCCUGUGCAGACAGGUGUACAGAGUCCAACCUGCAGCUUCUGCUUCUCCUCUGUGCGUCACUGACAGACUCUGUUUGCUCUCUGCUGCUGGGACGCUUCUUAUUUUCUUCAACAAUUCAAACUUUGUAUUUACUUUGUUUCUGUGUUUACUUUCCCGCUGAGCUGCUUCUCUUCCUCCUCCUGCUGCAGAAGCAUGAAGUUCAGACACUUCGCAGCUUCUGCAGCUUCCUGCACCAAACUUUGUUUUCCCCAGUGAGGGCAUCACACACUGAGGUGAACUCCGGUGCUUCCAGCCUGAUCCCUGCACCAGUCUCCGGCCUGACCUGAACCCAGAUAUCGAUCAUGGAAGCUGAUCAACAACCACAGGAUUAACAGGAGGAGUUUUUUUGGGAUUACAGAUCAGAUCUUUGAUUCCAGGAGCAGAGAUGCAGUGUGUGAGGAGUCUCACUCUGCUCCUCCUGCUCGUGGUGAAGGUGCACGGUGACUUUGUGGAGCCUCCUCAGCCCCACUCCUCCCUGCGCUCGCUGGCAGAGAGUCAGACCAGGCUGCCCUGCCGCUACCAGCCGGUGGGGGGGGAGAAGGUGGUGCAGGUCACCUGGUACAAGGAGCUCGCGGACGGCAGCAAGGACCAGAUCAUCACGGCCCACUUCUCUGAGGGCCACACAGAGUUCGGGCGUUACUCUGGUCGGGUGAAGUUCGAGAGCAGCAGCCCCACAGAAAACUCGGCUCUGCUCAUCCCCAGCACGGAGGAGUCGGACGAGGGCAGCUACAUCUGCCACAUCUCCACCUUCCCUAACGGAAACUUUGAGAGGCACAUCACCGUCACCGUCUGGAUUUUACCCAUCUCCACCCUGGACCCCGUCAUCCUGAAGGAGGGGGAGUCGUACCGUGUGGCGGCCUCCUGCCGAGCGGUGGGUCGCCCGCCCCCCCGUCUCUCCUGGGACACCGACCUGCCGGGCCAGUCCCAGAACCGCACCAGUGAGGGCGGCUCCGUGUCCAGCUACUUCUCCCUGCACCCGCUGCGCAGCAUGAACGGCAAAAAGCUGGACUGCUUGGUGUGGCACCCGGGUCUGAACGGGCCCCGCAGGAUCUCAAACCACAUGGAGGUUCAGUACCCCCCAGAUGCCACCAUCACCAGUGUCUCAGGAGACUGGUUCGCGGGUCUGGAGAACGCUGAGCUGGUGUGUGACAGCGGAGGAAACCCCAAACCUCAGGACUUCACCUGGACACGGAGGGGAGGAGCUCUGCCAGAUGGGGUGUCCGUGAUUGGAGGAAAACUCGUCUUCGGGCGGACCCUCCGCUUGAAUGACAGCGGGGUCUACGAGUGUGUGGCCAAGAACAUUGCAGGAGCAGGAAAAGCAGAGUAUUCAGUGACAAUAGCAGAGUCAUCUCGGAGUACGGGCUUCGUCAAUGACGAGAACUUCCUCCUGAUCGUCCUCGGGUCCUCGGCCGCCGCCCUGGUCCUGGUCCUGAUCCUUGUCGUCCUGCUCGUCAACCGCCACCAUCGCAACAGAAACAGAAAGCUGGAGAGGCAGCUCACUGAGAAGACGGACGAAAUUAACAGCCUCUCCAGACAAAACUCUUUCAGGAGACUGAACUCCGUGAGCUCUGACCCCAGAGUGAAGUCUGAAGAUUACGCCCUGCUCAGAGUCGACAGCAGGAUGAAGAACAGCCAAAUGUCCCUGGAGCGUCCCAUCUACAAAGGCAGCCAGUCCACACUGGGAGGGAAGUGGAGUCCUGCGGGAGGAGUGGAGCUGGACGAGCUGGGACGUCCGGUCAUCUGGCAGGACGGCAGGGAGAGCCUGAGACAGACGGAGACGGACGGAGAGAAGGAGGAGCACAGGAGGAGGGUGGAGUCGUUCCUGAAGAGCAGCAACAUGUCGCUGGACUCUGGUCUUCCCUCGUCCCUUGUUCCCCUGAAGGUCCAGCAGGAGGAAGGGCCCGGAGAGCCGGACCUCGCUCUCCUCGGGGAAGGCGGCUCGCCCCGCGUGGAGGACUGGGCUCCCACGCAGUCGGUGGAGGAGGAGCGAGAGGAUGACGACGACGGCAGCAGCUCCUACCAGAUCUCAGAGGCGCUCACCAAUCACUUCUACUUAAGUAAUGGAUUCCUCAGACCCAGACAGCACUCCAACGCCAUUCUGCUGCACCCCAAAGGACAGAUUAUCUAGACCACAGACUCUCCCCAUGUGAAGAGACAGUGUCUCUCUGCAUUCCUGCAUGGACAACAAUCAUAUGUCUUUGUAAUCAGAUGUUUGUUUUGUACACACAGACAGCAGAGGGUUAUUUCCCCCAGGCACGACUCAAAUACUGAUAAUACUUUGCCUCUGGCCUCUCAGAUUUUGUUCAUUUAUUGUAAUGCUAUAAUAACUGGGAAUAUAAUUACUUUUCCUAAUGAGGGGAUAGUGAUGAUGAUCGACACUCAGUCGUUCAACCAUCGGGAAGUAAAGUGGAAGUUUGUAAGAAUUAUAACUAUUUUGAAGAAAUAGAGAAGUUGGAGAUUUUGACUUUUCACUCACUACACUGAAAUGUAAACAACCUCACCUCCUUUAAAACACAAGGACUCAUGGUUCCUGUUACAGUGUUUACUAGGAGUCCUGUCAGUUUACAUUAAAAACAUUCAGGCAGGACAAUGUGGACAAAGACAAUUCCUGAGCUUUGGUCGAGUAAUAGUGAAUUAUUCUCAGAACCAUGAUAUUUUAGCUUGGAUUCACCUGUGGACGACAAGUUAGCGUGUGUAUUUGUAUAUGUGUGUAUUAUAACUAUGAGGGAGAGACAAAGAGCUGUUGUACGUUUACAAUAUUGUUACCUGCAACAAGAGAAAGGCCUGAGAAGCCUUUUACCCCGAGGGACCAGAACAUGGACAUGAAAAAGAAGACGGGGACAAAACCUGCAGGAGAAGAACAUGUUUUAUAUCCAUCCAGUGUUUUCUAUGAAAGUGAAAGGACAAAAAACCUGAUGUGUAAAUGUUGAAAUGUUUAUUCAUAAAAGUACAGCAAAUGCAAUUUUAAAAACAAA
Molecule: messenger RNA, 3027 nt
Organism: Pleuronectes platessa (European plaice)
Lineage: Eukaryota; Metazoa; Chordata; Actinopteri; Pleuronectiformes; Pleuronectidae
Product: nectin-4
Exons: 11
Coding region: 438-2180 (580 amino acids)
Biological process (GO): homophilic cell-cell adhesion; heterophilic cell-cell adhesion
Cellular component (GO): adherens junction
Source: RefSeq, a predicted model, not a curated record